Molecule: messenger RNA, 1402 nt
Organism: Podospora pseudocomata
Lineage: Eukaryota; Fungi; Ascomycota; Sordariomycetes; Sordariales; Podosporaceae
Exons: 3
Coding region: 1-1275 (424 amino acids)
Source: RefSeq, a predicted model, not a curated record
AUGCCAACCAAGACACCCAAACCGUUUGUUCACUGCGUCGGCAAUCCCGACUUUGAGCCGGAGAAGGCAGUGGGUGAUCACGACAGGCAUCAAGCUGCUUUGAAGUUGUUGGAGGAGAGGAAUGAUUUUGAAGGGGCGGUGAGGUUGUGGUUUGGUCUGCCGGAGGCGGGGAAGGACGAUUAUGUGUAUCAUGCUUUGGCUAGUGUGACGCUGGGGCAGGUGCAGAGGGGGGUUGAGAUGGGGGCAGAGAAGGGGCUGCAUGGGUGGUACGAGGGGACGAAGGACGGUGAGACACCCCUUCCUCCCCCGUCAACAACGGAUAUAGCCGCCUAUACAAAUCUCUUCACUCCCUCCCUCUCUCCAUCCUCGGCGCUAAAGUCUUUUGUUUCCAACGCGAGGAAAUCUUCCAUCCGAGCCUUGGUAGCGGAGAACUUAUCCUCAAAACGCUACAUUAACCCAGCAUGGCCCUCCCUCCAAAUCCCCAGGGUCAAGAACGUUGCAUCACUGCCAUUAAACCCGUAUCUUGACUUCUGGAGAUGGACCUGUCAAAACCUCGAGUGGUGCGGGCCGGUGGGAGGUCAGGGGUUGAAGAGCCACUGGGUUUUGCCGGUGGUGAUGCACCAUUUUUGCUGUGUGGUUCCCAGUUAUGAGAGUCUUUCCAUCAUCAAAACCCUAGCCGUGGAGGGGGUUAAGAAGAACGGCGAUAGCACAGCUGACGGAAAUGACAAUAUUGGGCCCGAAAAUGGAAAUGGGAACGGGGCUACGAACGGCAAGAAGGAAUCCAAAAAGAAGGCCAAAAAAGAAAAGCCACCACCGCUCAAGAUUUUGGACGUGGGCAGUGGGAGUGGAUAUUGGAGUUUUAUGCUGAGACAGUGUGGGCUGGAGACUGUGGCUGUGGACAAUAUGCAGAGUGAAUGGAGAGUCACCUGGCUCAAAGACACCCACUUGACAACCGGCACAUCCUACCUCCACUCCCUUCCUGAUUCUCAACACAAAUCCCACAUCCUCCUCCUUGUCUACCCCAUCACGGGACCAGACGGCUCUGGUUCUUUUACCAAGGAUCUGAUGAAAGAAUAUCAAGGUGAUGUCGUCGUUGUGGCCGGGACUCAAAACAAGAACGGGUAUACUUCCUUCGGCAGAGGGAAGGGGACGAUGGAUAGUUUCAUGUUGGAAUCGCAAGACCAGAGGGGAAAGUGGGAAAAGGUGGUUCAAGUGCCUCUGCCAAGCUUUGCCGGGAGGGACGAGGGGUUGUUUGUUUAUGUUAGGAAGAGGUAGUAUAAAGUUUGAUACGGUGGGGAGAUGGGAUGAAAUCCGCAGAGGUUAGCUGGGACGAGGUGGAAACAACGCUUUUUACACGCUAGCGUCAAAUACACCUGAUUGAAUAUCUACACACAUUUUCCAA